This is a messenger RNA of Theileria annulata, 3498 nucleotides long. RefSeq names its product DEAD-box family (SNF2-like) helicase, putative. The record is from RefSeq and is a predicted model, not a curated record. Gene Ontology annotation, cellular component: nucleus. Bases 1 to 3498 code for a protein of 1165 amino acids. The transcript has 5 exons. NCBI's taxonomy places the organism in Eukaryota, Apicomplexa, Aconoidasida, Piroplasmida, Theileriidae. Gene Ontology annotation, molecular function: chromatin binding; ATP binding; ATP-dependent chromatin remodeler activity.
AUGGAAGAAAAUGAAAAAUUUUUAUAUAUAAUUAAUUUUUUUUUAGAAUCUGAUGAUGAAAUUAUUGAAACUAAAGAUGAAAUUCGUAUUAAAAAACAAGUUUUAUCAUCAUUAGAAUCUUUUUAUUCUUUUUAUCAACUUUCACAAGUACGUUACGGUGCUUGCAACAGCAGCUCCAAUAUCCUAACCGCUGAAAGGGGUUCCCUUAAGAUGUGUAAUGAAAUAUAUGAUAUUGGUUGUUUGAAGAUAACACGUACAUUUGGUAAUUUAUCAAAAUUUAAAUCUAUUGAUUCAUUUCAUAAACUUAAAAAUUAUCAACAAUGUGGUGUUCAUUGGUUAUCAAUUAUACAUAAUUUUCAUUCUUCUAAUGCUAUACUUGCUGAUGAAAUGGGAUUAGGUAAAACAGUACAAGUUUGUAUAUUUUUACAAUAUCUUUAUAAUAAUUAUAUUAAUUCCGUUACGGUGACUGGUCCCACUGGUACUGAAGAUACUGAUACUGAGGCUACUGAGGAUAUUGAAGAGGAUAUUGAAGAGGAUAUUGAGGAGGAUAUUGAGAGUACUGUUACUACAGAUAGUGAGGAUAUUCCUAAUACUGUUGGACCAAGCACCGAUACUGAGGAUAUAAUAAGAAGAUUGAAUAUAAAUAUAAUAAUAGUACCAUUGAAUAUAAUGUAUAAUUGGUAUAAUGAAUUGAAAUUAUGGACAAAUAUUAAAAAUAUUAUUAUAUAUCAUGGUACACAAUCACAACGUAUUAAUAUAUUACAAUAUUUACUUAAUUUACAUUAUCAAUUUUCCAAUACGGUGCUUGGUCCAACGGGUACUGAAGGUACUGGCACUGAGGUUACUAAUACUAAUAACCUAACUAAUAGUACUAAGGAUACUAGUACUCAGACUAGUACCAUUGGAGCAAGCACCGUUACUAUGGGAAAGGGAGCAAAUGACACUUUUGAUACUCCGGGAAAGGGAGCUAAUUUUACAGCCACCGAGUGUACUACUGGAAAGGUAGCUAAUUCUACAGCUAUGGAGUGUACUAUGGAUACUAAGGAUACUAAGGGAGAGGGAGUUAAUACUAAGGAAACCCCUUUCAGGUCUGUUGGUACAGUUGGAGCAAGCACCGUAACGGGCACCGUAACGGACGUAACGGAAGGAUUUAUAAUAAUAAUAACAACAUUUGGUAUGAUAAAUGAUGAUAUAAAAUUAAUGAAGAAAUUACAACCAUUUGAAUAUUUAAUAAUUGAUGAAGCACAUUUAAUUAAAAAUUCCAAUUCUAAUAUAUAUAAAAAAUUAUCCAAUUAUCAAUUCAAUCAUAAAUUAUUAAUUACAGGAACACCAAUACAGAAUAAUAUGAAUGAAUUAUGUAAUUUAUUACAAUUUUCAAUGAAUAAUUUCAAUUCAUAUGAUAUUAAUAAUUCCAUUUAUAAUAUUUUGUAUAAUGAAAAAUUAAUCAAUUCAUUCAUUAAAUAUAAAUCUUUCAUACAAAUUAUUACACAAUCUAAUACUAAUAACCUAACUACUACUAUGGGAAAGGGAGCAAAUGACACUUUUGAUACUCCGGGAAAGGGAGCUAAUUUUAUGGGUACAGAGUGUACUAUUGGAAAGGGAGCUAAUUCUACCCUUAUGGAGUGUACUAGUGAGAAAAAUAUUAAUGAAAUUGCUGUUGUAACUAAUUUUGGGGAGUCGGAUACUUAUGAGGGAAAGGGAGCUAAUUCUAUGGGUAUGGAGUGUACUACUAAGGAUAUUGGUACUGAGGGAACUGGUGCCGUUGGACCUGACACCGUAACGGAAAAACUAAAAAAGAAAAUAAAUAAUAUAAUAGAAUUUAAUAAUAAAAAAUAUAAAAUAAGUAAAGAAUUGAAGAUAUUACAGAAAUUAACAACACCAUUUAUAUUAAGAAGAUUAAAAAAAAAUGUAAUUAAUGAAUUACCAAUUAAAUAUUCCAAUUUCAUACCAUGUCAUAUGAUUAAUUAUCAAUAUUAUAUUUAUCAAUCUUUUAUUAAUCCAGUUACGGUGACUGGUCCGCCAAACAGUACUACCACUACCACUGAGGUUACUAAUACUAAGAGUACUAUUAAUAACCUAACUACUACUAAGGAAACUACUACUGAGGAAACUACUACUAAGGAUAUUGGUACUGUUGGAGCAAGCACCGUUACGGAGAAAAAUACUAAUAAAAUCGCUGUUGUUACUAAUUCUAAGGAUACUAAUACUAGGGGUAUUGAGGAUACUGAGGAUGAGGGAGUUACUAGUACUGUUCCUAAUACUAAGGAAGUUGGUGAGGAAGAUGAAGGAACCCCUUUGAGGGCUAAGGAAGACCAUUUGAGGGCUAAGGAAGACCCUUUGAGGGCUAAGGAAGACCCUUUCGGGUCUGUUGGUACUGAUGGCCUGGGUGAUGCUGUUGUUGGCCGUGGUACUGACCCCGUAACGGAAGAAAUAAAUAAUAAAAUAUAUAAAUUAAGAAGAAUAUGUAAUCAUCCAUUAUUAAUAAGAAAAAUAUAUGAAGAUGAAAUGUUACCAAAAAUAUCAAAAAUAAUAAAAAAAUUACAUGAAGAAUUUCAUGAAUAUAAUUUAAAUAAAAUUAUUGAAUAUUUAUUUACACUUUCUGAUUUCAAUAUACAUCAACUUUUAUUACAAUGUCUACAAUAUUGUGAUUCCGUUACGGUGUCUCCCGUAACGGUGCUUGGUCCAACGGGUACUGAAGGUACUGGUACUGAGGUUACUAAUAGUACUAACCAUACUAAUAAUACUACUAAGGAUUCUACUGGAGCAAGCACCGUUACGGAGGGAAAGGGAGCUAAUGACACUUUUGGUACCUCCGGAAAGGGAGCUAAUUUUACAGCUAUGAAGUGUACUAGUGAGAAAAAUUUGAAUGAAAUCGCCAUUGUAACUAAUUCUAGGGAGUCAAGUACUUUUUCUAAUAGUAAGGUUACUAGUAGUGAGGAAACCCCUUUCGGGGCUGAUUGUACUGUUGGCCGUGGUACUGACACCGUAACGGAAUUAAAAAAUUAUAUAAAUAAAAUAAAUAAAAAAUUAUAUUUAGAAAGUACAAAAAUAAGAAAAAUGUUAGAAUUAAUAUCGAAUAUAAUUAAAAAGAAAGAAAAAAUAUUAAUAUUUUCACAAUUUACAAAUUAUUUGGAUAUAAUAGAAUAUAUAAUGAAAUUAGAAAAUAUGAAACCAAUAUUAAGAUUAGAUGGUACAGUAACAUUAAUAGAACGAGAGAAAAUAAUAAAGAAAUUUAAUAAUGAAGAUGUUUAUAUAUUAUUAAUUAGUAUAAAAGUUGGUAAUGUAGGAUUAAAUUUAUCAAUAGCAAAUCAUGUAAUAUUAAUGGAUCAGAGUUGGAAUCCAUAUAAUGAUAUACAAGCAGAAGAUCGAUGUCAUCGAAUAGGACAACAAAAAAUCGUACACGUCUAUAAACUUUUCGUUAAAAAUACUAUCGAAGAAUAUAUUAUUAAUCAAUCAUAUAAUAAAUUACAACUUAAUUCAUUAUUCAAUCAUCAUUAA